AUGCGCUACGAGAUGUUCUUUGCUGCCUUGUAUUCGGAGCAUUCUACACGAUGCAUCAGUGAUCUGUACGUCGCAGGCUCGAAAAACUUCUUCCCUGACGACAUAUUCGACUACCUCGUUGGAGCCGGCUACAGUCGAGAUGCUCUUGAACAUGUCAUCCCCGUGCUCCGAACACCAGCUGCCUUGUGUGUCGAGCGAGACCUGUUGACCUACUGCAGAGAGACAUGCAAGUAUGAGCCGAGGCUGUACAGGCAUGAGGCACUACCGGAAUGUAUCAUCAUCAAGCCGACGUACAAUGAGGAAGCAAGACUCUUCUCUUGA
Molecule: messenger RNA, 321 nt
Organism: Guillardia theta CCMP2712
Lineage: Eukaryota; Cryptophyceae; Pyrenomonadales; Geminigeraceae
Exons: 4
Coding region: 1-321 (106 amino acids)
Source: RefSeq, a predicted model, not a curated record